Molecule: messenger RNA, 782 nt
Organism: Drosophila ficusphila
Lineage: Eukaryota; Metazoa; Arthropoda; Insecta; Diptera; Drosophilidae
Product: transmembrane protein 208
Exons: 4
Coding region: 131-649 (172 amino acids)
Biological process (GO): vacuolar protein processing
Cellular component (GO): intracellular membrane-bounded organelle
Source: RefSeq, a predicted model, not a curated record
UUCUCAACACUGUUUCCAUAUCAGGCGGGCGUUCUUCAACACUCUUGUUUUGCAAAAGAUUUCUCGCCACGUAAAAAGUGGAUUCGAUUCUAGUUUUCAAAAUUCCUGACACACAAAUUGCGAUUUCACCAUGGCUCCCCAACAAAAGGGUAAACAGGGCACAAAGGGCGCCAAGCAAAUCGUAGAGGAAAACAAGACGACACUGGCUUUCUACCGGAACAUGGCCAUUGGAUGUGCUGCACCCGCUUUGCUGCUUGGUUUUCUGGUCUUUGAAGUAACAAAAACGUCGGUGUUUAUGCACAUCCUGGCCUUGCUGAUACUUGGCAGCUCCUACCAGUUUAUGGCAUUCAUGUCGAAGGCGAAAUACUCUGAAAGCGGAGCUCUAGUGGACUCUGGCAACGAUUUGAACAUGGAGGGCGGCAUUGCGGAAAACGUCAAGGACCUGAUAAUCCUUACCUCCGGCACUUUGCUGCUUGCGCUUAUCUCCAAUUACUUCUGGCUGGUCCUGCUUCUGGCGCCCAUCCGAGCUGGCUGGAUGCUCUGGGGCUCUGUCAUACAGCCUUGGCUGUCGCAGCGCAACGCUCAGGACGAGAAUCCCGAGGUAGACGAGAAAAAACAAAAAAAAUGGAGCGAAAGAUGCGCCGCAUGAGAUAAGAGCCACCUGCCGAGUCGGGCUAGUGGUAACGGGGUUCCUGGUUUUAAUGAGAUUCUACGCUUAGUUGUGUGUGCGUUUUCAAAUUGUUAAAUAUUCAGCAAAUUAAACUGCUAGAGACAAAAGACAA